ACCCCCCCAACCUCAGGGAGACCCCUCCCCAAAAGCGACCCCCCCGCCCGUGGGGACCCCAAAACCUCCUGACCCCUCCCCACAAAAAGGACCCCCCCCCCCCUUCAGGGCACCCCACGGGGGGUCCCCCCCUCAAAGCCCCUCCCCCAGCCGCAGCCCCCCCCAAGGGGGUCCCUGCACCCCCAGCCCCCCCCAGACCGCCCCCCCCAGCCUCGGGGGUCCCCCCACGGACGCCGCCCCCCCCUCGUGCAGCCCCCCCGGCCACGGAGCCCCCCCGGCACCCCCCCAGCAGCCGGCGCGUCCGGAGCCCCCGGGGCGGGCGGCGGGGCCGGGGCCGGUGUCGGCGUCUGUGUCGGUGUCGGAGCCGCUUCUGGUGUCGGGGCCGGUGCCGGUGCUGGAGCCGCCGCCGGAGCCGCUGCCGGUGCCGCUGCCCGUGGCCGCGUCCGUGUCGGUGGCGGAGCCGGAUCCGGUUUCGGUGCCGGUGUCCGUUUCGGGGCCGGUUUCGGUGUCGGGUCCGGAUCCGGUUUUGGUGCCGGUGUCCGUUUCGGUGCCGGGUGUCGGGGCCGGAUCCGGUUUCGGUGCCGGUGUCCGUUUCGGGGCCGGAUCCGGUGUCGGUGUCGGUGCCGGUGCCGGUGUCGGGGCCGGAUCCGGUUUCGGUGCCGGUGUCCGUUUCGGGGCCGGAUCCGGUGUCGGUGCCGGUGUCGGGGCCGGAUCCGGUGUCGGAGCUGAGCGCGGCGCUGGCUGCGGAGCGCUGCGGGCGGGCGGCGCUGGAGCGGGAGCUCGGGCUGCUGCGGGCGGCGGGACAGGGGCUGGCCCGGAGGCCGAGAGCCGUAACCUGGAACUGGAAGCGAAGCUGCGGCGGCUCCAGAGCGCCCCCCCGGGGCCCGGCCCCCCCCCCGAGCCAAGGAGCUGCGGGGCAGCCCCCCCCCCACCGCGCCCCCCCCCUCGGACCCCCCGGCGGACCCCGGCAGCGGGGGCCCCCCCCCGGCUUUUCCGCUCCCCCCUGGGGCUCCCCCUGUCCCGGCACCUCCUGCUCUGGGGCCCGGGUGCCCGGUGCCCCCAAGGACUGUUUGCUGCUCUGUGCCACCGGCCUGCGCCCCCCUGCCCCCCCCGGGACCCCCCCCUGA
Molecule: messenger RNA, 1127 nt
Organism: Colius striatus (speckled mousebird)
Lineage: Eukaryota; Metazoa; Chordata; Aves; Coliiformes; Coliidae
Product: basic proline-rich protein-like
Exons: 6
Source: RefSeq, a predicted model, not a curated record